Molecule: messenger RNA, 1035 nt
Organism: Porites lobata
Lineage: Eukaryota; Metazoa; Cnidaria; Anthozoa; Scleractinia; Poritidae
Source: the annotation of a GenBank genome assembly
AUGGGAGAUGAGCAAAGCUCUAAUGCAACUUUAAACGGUGACCCACUUGGGCGAAAAAAUGUCGAAAUUGCUUUCGAGGCAUUUUUUGCUACUUUCGUCUUUGCUGCCUCCGUUCUUACCAACUCGAUCGUUCUUUAUGUCAUCAGGAGGAACUCCAACCUCAAAACCUUCAUUAACAAGAUCAUAGCCAACUUGUGUGUCAUCGAUUUGGUGGAGACACUUUUUAUCAUGCCCCUUUGGAUAACGAACUUGGUGAAGGGACGCUGGAUCUUUGGAAAAGUGAUCUGUAGCAUUUCAGGGUGUCUCUUCGUUGCCAUGGCCAACGCGACCCUUUAUUCGCUUUUGCUCAUCGCUGUCAGCAGGUAUUUUAAGGUUGUAAAACCUCAACUUUUUUCCAGCGUUUUUGAAAGGAAGAAAAACAGGCUUCAACUUUUGAUUGCUCUGUGUUGGAUCGUUCCACUGGCUAUCUCUAGCCCUCCCCUUUACGGGUGGGGUGAGUAUAUGUACGACUCACAGUCCGGUCUUUGUGCAUACGACUGGUCUUUUGAUUCUCUGAAUUUGUCCUACAUGGCAUUUCUGGUUAUAACGCAGCCGUCUCCCUACAUCAUUUGCUGGUGUUACUAUAAAAUAUACAAUACCGUUCGUAAAAACAGGAUUCAGAUCUGCACGCGGGCUAAUCGAGCUGCCUGCCAAAAUGCCCACAACGCUGAAAAUAUGUGUAUUCAUACAACACUCGGGAUGGCGUGCGUUGUGGUGCUCUGUUGGCUCCCAAAAGCAGUGCUUAUUAUAAUAUUUGCUGCUGGAAAACGAGGUUUGGAUUUGCCGCUUAUGAUCUCAAGUUAUCUGGUAUUUCUAACUUGUUGUUUGAAUCCUGUGGUUUAUGGAAUGAUGAACCCUCAAUUCAAGCCCGCCCUUAAGGCUUUCUUUCAAAAACGGAACUCUGACAGCCGUCCAGUGACCAUCGUUGGAUCCUUGGCUUCCCAAACAGAUUACCAGUUGAAAACUUUGAUUGCGAGCGCGGGGCGGCAUAGUUAG